UCUCCCCACAGAUCCGGCCCUGCACGGCGGACGAGUUCUCUUGCCUGAGUGGAGAGUGCAUCACCCGCGAAUUCUUCUGCGACCGGCGGCCGGAUUGCCGCGACAUGUCGGACGAGCUGGACUGUGAGGAGCCCGAGCCCCCUGAGUGCGCCCAGCAAGAGUUUGCCUGCGACAGCGGUGAAUGUGUUCCCCGCGCAUUGCGUUGCAAUGGACAUCCCGAUUGCGGAGACGCUUCUGACGAGGAUGGCUGCGAACUCGAGAGGCCUUUGUUGCCCGCCUCCUCCCCGUGGCCCAGCACUGCCCGGCUCCCUGCCACCCCCUCCCCCAUCACCACCCGUCGGGCACCGGUCACCAAGCUUCCUCCGGUGGGGGUCUCCAGGCCCCCACUUGUCCCCGGAUUGCGCCCUUGCCAGAAAGAAGAGGCCACGUGCUCCAACGGGCAAUGCAUCCGCCGGGACUUCCUGUGCGACGGCGAGCGGGACUGCACGGAUGGCAGCGACGAAUUGCAUUGCGGCACUCCCUCGCCCUGCGAACCCAAUGAGUUCCGAUGCCGGAACGGGCACUGCGCCCUCACGCUUUGGCGCUGCGACGGGGACAAUGACUGCGCCGACGGCUCUGACGAGCUGGACUGCCCCACCAAGGGCCCCGGAGACACCUGUGGCCCCGACCAAUUUGUCUGCCUCUCCAGCCACACCUGCAUCCCGGCCAGCUAUCAGUGUGACGAAGAGGCCGACUGCCAGGACCGCUCGGACGAGAUCGGCUGCA
Messenger RNA from Notechis scutatus (mainland tiger snake), 765 nucleotides. NCBI's taxonomy places the organism in Eukaryota, Metazoa, Chordata, Lepidosauria, Squamata, Elapidae. The record is from RefSeq and is a predicted model, not a curated record.